Cuscuta epithymum is the source of this 5389-nucleotide messenger RNA. The record is from the annotation of a GenBank genome assembly. NCBI's taxonomy places the organism in Eukaryota, Viridiplantae, Streptophyta, Magnoliopsida, Solanales, Convolvulaceae.
CCAAUAUAUUCAUAAUCUUACAAAUUCAACUUCUCCAUUUCGUUCAAUUUUUCUCCACUUAUCAACAGUAUACGUCCAUAUAUUCGUUCACUUUCUGACUGAAAUUUGUGCAUAUAUAUCUACUCCUCAAGGGUUUUAAUUAUUGACUAAUUAUUCAUUCAUUAUUGUGAUGGAAGAUGUUGAAGUUCCACCCUAUUUUCUAUGCCCCAUAUCUCUUGAGAUAAUGAAGGACCCGGUGACGAUCUCCACCGGCAUAACCUACGACCGGCAGAACAUCGAGCAUUGGAUAUUUUCCGUCAAGAAAAUCUCAUGUCCGGUCACCCAACAACCCCUCUCCGACAACGAGUUGAUCCCAAACGUCACACUCCGGCGAGUCAUCCAGUCGUGGUGCACCCUCCACGCCGCCCACGGAGUCGAGCGGUUCCCGACUCCGAGGCCGCCGGUGAGUAACUCACAUAUCUCAAAGCUCCUCCGGGAAGCCUAUUCUUCGCCGGAAACGAGAGUCAAAUGUCUUCAAGACCUAAAGUCCAUUGCUUCACAAAAUGAGGCGAAUAAACGUGGCAUGGAGAACGCCGGCGUGCCGGAGUUCUUGGCCUCAAUCAUAAACUCCGGCGAGGAUCUCAGUCAAACCGAAGAUGCCCUUUGUUUGAUCAACAACCUAGGAUUAUCCGAAACAAGUCUGAGGAUGAUCCUAGGACGUGACACAGUGUUCAUUAACGCAUUAGUUUCUGCCAUGCAACGUGGGACCUACGAAACCCGGUUUUACGCGGUCAACCUUCUUAAGUCAAUGCUAGCUUUCGCCGAGCCAUUCCAGCUCACGAGCUUAGACGCCCGUUUUUUCCGGGAGCUAGUCCUCGUCUUGAGGGAAAACUUUUCCCAGAAGGCCUCGAAAUGCGUGCUGCAGAUCUUGACGGCCGUCUGCCACAAAGGGCGGAACCGAAUCAGGGCGGCCGAGGCCGGCGCAGCGGCGGUGCUGAUCGACCUCCUGCUGGACUCGACCGACAAGAGGUGCUGCGAGUCCAGCCUGGUCAUACUUGAGCAGCUCUGCCAAUGCGCCGAAGGGCGGGCAGAGCUACUCAAGCACGCAGCCGGGCUGGCCGUCGUGUCCAAGAAAGUCUUGCGGGUUUCGCAGCUGGCGAGUGAGAAGAGCGUGAGGAUACUGUAUUCUGUGUCUCGGUUUUCGGGCAGCCCUGGAGUGGUUCAAGAGAUGUUGCAGCUGGGAGUGGCUGCAAAGCUAUGCAUGGUUUUGCAGAUUGAUUGUGGGAGCAAGAUUAAGGAGAGAGCUGCUGAGAUCCUAAAAAUGCAUGCUAAGGAAUGGAAGAACACUCAGCAGUGUGUUCCCUUGCUGGCUUUGAUUUACCCUACCCAAUCCCAUGGUAGAUAAUUAGACAGAAGUAAUUUAAACCAUGGGUAAAUGGCUAUGAUUUAUCGAGCAAAAGUAAUAUGGGAAUUUUAUGCAGCAUUAUUUCUUUUUAACGGAUUUUUUAGCAUUUCUUUUUGAAAGAAAAUGCAUAAAAUAAUGCUUAUCAUGCAUGUUUUGACUUAGCCUUGCAUCAAUGCAUGCACAAUUGUCGCCUGUCGUGAUUUAAUUGAUAAAGGGAAAGUUCCUGAAAUAGGAUUAAAACAGUUUGGAAAUUCCAAAAUAGGACUGUCAUAUUUUUUAUUCCUAAAAUAGGAGUAAUUACUGCCAAGUUUGGAAAAUACUGCCAUGUUUGAAGUCUGGUACUGCCAAAUCAUUACAGUAAUUAGUCUUACUUUGGGAAUAAAAACAUGACAGUCCUACUUUGGAAUUUUCAAACCUUUGUAGUCCUAUUUCGGUUAAUAUCUCAUACUUCAAUUAUUUAACACGGUGUCAAUUUUUUAUUAUUUAAUAUUAGAUUGGGCCUUGCUAAUUUUUCAUUUAUUUGUAAAUAUGGGCUAAGGGCUCACUUAAUUGUCUAGCUAAUGUAUAUAUAGAGAGGUACUCGGUAUUGUAUAGGGCAGAUUUGCUUUCCAACUAAUGAAAUAUAUUCUCUUCCUAAAUCUAAGAUGGUAUCAGAGCAGGCUAUUUGAAGCUUUGUUUUUAAUCAACACAGUUGACGAGAGAAGGGUCACUCUCCCUAGCUAUUCAUGUGUUCGUAUUUUUUAUUCACGUUGAUAUAAGGACGGGUGUGGCUUCAUCAUUUUCUCUGCAGAACUGCACCAGCGUGCGAAGGAAGCAGAGUAUCAACAUGGCCGACCCUACCUCUUUCUAUUACUUGGGACCCGGUGAUCAACCCGGUGACCAAAUUACUCAUGUGAUAUUACGAGUUUGACUGACAGGACUCGUGUUUGCGCACGUCUGGACUGUCUCUCGAGGAGUCUGAUUGGAGCCGGUGAGAGACGAGAUGGGCUUUACUAUUUCAGAAAGGUACCCGUGUUGCAUACUGUUCACACGUCCGAUUUACCUUCAUUCGAGUUAUGGCACCGGCGCUUGGGGCACCCGUCUGAUCGCGUGAUUAAAUUGUUGCCUGCUAUUAGUACUAGCUCUUCUGCCAAACGUUUGAAUAAGCCUUGUGAGGUGUGUCCACAAGCCAAACAAGUGCGUGAUUCUUUUCCUACAAGUAGCAAUAAAACAAGUAGAAUUUUGGAACUUAUUCAUUGUGAUUUAUGGGGUCCCUAUAAAACCCCAUCUACUUGUGAUGCAAUAUAUUUUAUGACAUUGGUUGAUGAUUUUUCUCGGGCCGUGUGGGUUUAUCUGCUACGUGACAAGAAGGAAGUAUAUCGAUUUUUCCUUUCUUUUAUUGCCACAGUUGAAAAACAGUUUGAAGUUCCUGUUAAAAUUGUACGAAGUGAUAAUGGCACGGAAUUUAAAUGUUUAUUGCCAUACUUUGAGGAACGUGGAAUUAUAUUUCAGACAUCUUGCAUUCACACCCCUCAACAAAAUGGGCGGGUGGAGCGUAAGCAUCGCCAUAUUUUGAACGUGGCUCGGGCACUGAUGUUUCAGGCAAACGUUCCUAUUUUACUCUGGGGUGAGUGCGUGCUUACGGCGGUGCAUCUUAUUAAUCGCACGCCCUCGGGAUUGCUGGACGGAAGAACCCCCUACGAGGUCCUUACCGGCAAGACACCUGAUUUUCACCAUCUCCGGGUGUUUGGGUGUUUAGCCUUUGCUCAUAAUGUAAAGACGGGUGGUGAUAAAUUUCUUCCUCGUAGCAGGAAAUGUGUUUUUAUUGGAUAUCCGAAUGGCAAGAAAGGGUGGAAAAUGUUUCACUGUGACACCGAAGAUAUUUUUGUGUCGCGUGAUGUCCAGUUUCAUGAAGAUGUGUUUCCAUUCUCGGAGGUUACUCCGGCCUCUACUUCAAACACUGCUCCUGCUGAACCCAUUAUUUUUGAUUCAGACGACGUCGUCCCCGUGAACUCUGAAGUUCAGGUACCUCCUGACACGGGGUCUACAUCAGCCGAUACUACUUCUGACGGCAUCACUCUUGGCAGAGGCAUGCGGUCUAAGCGACCGUCAGUUUUACUUCGCGAUUAUGUUGCUCAUUUAAGCCCAUCUCCGUCUUCGCCCUCCGACAGCUCUUCAGGUACGCGGUAUCCUAUUAGUCACUACGUUUCUUGUGAUAAGUAUUCUACACGUCACCGCAUGUUUCUUGGAGCAAUUCUUGCAGGUCAGGAACCUCGUUCCUUCAGGGAAGCCAUGACUGAUGAUGGAUGGCGUGCUGCCAUGCAAAAUGAGAUUCAAGCCCUCGAACAUAAUCACACUUGGGACAUGGUGCCUCUUCCCCACAAUAAAAAGGCCCUGGGUUGCAAAUGGGUCUAUAAAAUUAAAUAUAAAUCUGACGGUACAGUUGAACGGUUGAAGGCCCGUUUGGUUGUUUUUGGGAAUCAUCAGGAGGCGGGUAUUGAUUAUAAUGAAACGUUUGCUCCUGUAGCCAAAAUGGUCACGGUACGCCUACUCUUAGCUGUUGCUGCUGCUCGCAACUGGGAGUUACAUCAAAUGGAUGUACAUAAUGCCUUUCUUCAUGGUGACCUGGCUGAAGAAGUCUAUAUGCGCCCUCCUCCGGGUUUCUCUUCAUCUCGGCCUGGGCUGGUGUGUCGCCUGCGCAAGUCGCUAUAUGGCCUCCGCCAGGCUCCGCGGUGUUGGUUCGCUAAGCUGGCCACUGCGCUUAAACAGUAUGGUUUCCUACAAUCUUAUUCUGAUUAUUCUUUAUUCACUUUGCACAAGGAUGACGUACAGAUGCACGUGCUUAUAUACGUGGAUGACAUGAUUAUUGCGGGCAAUAAUUCCACCGCUUUGUCACGUUUUAAAAAUUAUUUGCACUCUUGCUUCCACAUGAAAGAUCUUGGGGUUCUGAAAUACUUCCUUGGCAUUGAGGUUGCGCGAAGCACUGAUGGAAUUUUUCUUUGCCAACGCAAAUAUAUUCUGGAUAUUAUUUCUGAGGCAGGUCUUCUUGGAGCUAAGCCAUCCUCUUUUCCCAUGGAACAAAAUCAUUCCUUGGGCCUUGCUACGGGCGAACUAUUAGCUGAUCCAGAAUCCUAUCGACGCCUUGUUGGUCGUCUAAUUUAUCUAUCGUUUACUCGACCAGAUUUGGCUUAUUCUGUACAUAGUUUAUCCCAGUUUAUGCAGGCCCCGCGACGAGAACACUGGAGUGCAGCCCUUCGCGUCGUCAGAUAUCUCAAAGGCUCUCCCGGACAAGGAAUUCUCUUGAGCUCUUCUUCUACUUUGACUCUUACAGCCUGGUGUGAUUCGGAUUGGGCUAGUUGUCCACUUACUAGACGUUCUCUGACCGGAUGGCUAGUUUUUCUUGGAGGAUCUCCGGUCUCCUGGAAGACCAAGAAACAGCAUACGGUGUCUCGAUCUUCCACUGAAGCUGAAUAUCGUUCCAUGGCGGCUGUCACAGCAGAAUUGAAGUGGGUGAAGAGACUUCUUCUUACCUUCGGCAUUGCUCACCCGCAGCCUAUUUCCUUACAUUGUGACAAUCGCUCUGCCCUUCAUAUUGCUCAUAAUCCUGUUUUUCAUGAACGUACCAAGCACAUUGAAGUGGACUGUCAUUAUGUUCGUGAUGCACUGCAAGAGGGGCUGAUCUCCGCACAACAUGUUUCUACCACCGAACAGCUAGCGGAUAUCUUUACAAAGGCUCUGGGCCAACGACAAUUUAGUCAUUUACUGCGCAAGUUGGGCAUGUUUGAUCCCCAUGCUCCAACUUGAGGGGGGUAUUAGAUUGGGCCUUGCUAAUUUUUCAUUUAUUUGUAAAUAUGGGCUAAGGGCUCACUUAAUUGUCUAGCUAAUGUAUAUAUAGAGAGGUACUCGGUAUUGUAUAGGGCAGAUUUGCUUUCCAACUAAUGAAAUAUAUUCUCUUCCUAAAUCUAAGAUUUAAAUAUUCGGUUAUGUCCUAUUCAUUUGGGUAGCAAAUCACAUGUAAAAAGUCUG